Molecule: messenger RNA, 3006 nt
Organism: Tympanuchus pallidicinctus (lesser prairie-chicken)
Lineage: Eukaryota; Metazoa; Chordata; Aves; Galliformes; Phasianidae
Gene: CHAD
Product: chondroadherin
Exons: 4
Coding region: 81-1166 (361 amino acids)
Cellular component (GO): extracellular matrix
Molecular function (GO): protein binding
Source: RefSeq, a predicted model, not a curated record
CCAGUUACUCUCUCUCUCUUACCCAUCUCCCUCCUCCUCCCGCUUCUUCUCUUCCCACCACACCGAUUCCAGACCUGACCAUGAAUCGGUCAGGCUGCCUCCUCAGUGUCCUCAGCCUCCUGGCCUGCCUCAUCUCCGUUGUGCAAGCGUGUCCCCCGAGCUGCCACUGCCACGGCGGGGACCUGCAGCACGUCAUCUGUGACAAUGCUGGGUUGAAGAAGAUCCCCAAGGUGCCUGAGCAAACACGGCUUCUCAACCUGCAGAAGAACAAUUUCCCUGUCCUGCCGACCAAUGGCUUCCGGGACAUGAAAAAGCUGGUGUCCCUCCAUCUCCAGAGCUCACGGAUCAAGGAGAUCUCAGCCGGAGCCUUCAGAGGGCUCAAGAACCUGGUCUACCUCUACCUCACCGACAACCAGAUCAGCGUCAUAAAGCCGGGAGCCUUUGAUGACCUCUCUGAGCUCACCUACCUGUACCUGGACCAGAAUAAGAUCCCAGACUUAUCCAAAGGGAUCCUUUCCCCUCUGGUCAAUCUCUUCAUCCUGCACCUAGGCAGCAAUAAAAUCCGGGAGCUGAAAGCGGGGGUCUUCAGUGGCGCUAAAGACCUGCGCUGGCUCUUCCUCUCUGACAACUCCCUCACCAACCUCCUGCCCGGGGCCCUGGAGGACGUUGAAAAUCUCGCUGUCCUCCACCUGGACAAGAACCAGCUGAGCAGCUAUCCUGUGAGCGCAAUGAGCAAGCUGAGAGUGCUGGAGGAGCUGAAGCUUUCCCACAACCCAAUCGAGGUGAUUCCAGACAACGCUUUCCAGUCCUUUGGGCGUUACAUGCAGACUCUGCACCUGGACAACAUGAAACUGAAAAAGUUUGCAGACAACGCGUUCGCCGGCGUCACCGUUCUGAAGGCCGCACACCUGGAGAACAACCGGCUGACGCAGCUGCCCCGCAACUUCCCCUUCGACAAGAUGGAGACCCUGACGCUCUCCAGGAACGCCUGGCACUGCAACUGCCAGCUGGCACAUCUGCGCAAGUGGCUGAAAGCCAAUCGCACCCGCACGGAGGACACGUGCUCCACGCCGGCGCAGUACCGGGGGCAGUCCAUCAGGGACACCCCUGCCCUCCGCACCUGCAAGCUGCCCACCAAGCGGUCCAGGAAGGGAAGCCGCCAUUAAGCACUGCCAGAGACGUUAUGGAUUAGAGAUGGAAAUACCAGUCAUUCCAUACAGGGUGGAUAAAGUUCUGAGCAGAGACGGAAAAACUUUGGUUUCUAAACCACAAUACUUAAAUACUUCACCUUCUUCUCUCCCUGCCUGAACUCGGUUUCAGCUCACUCCUCUAGGAAAAGAGUAAGAAAACCAUGACAAUAACAGCUGGUUUUCCUUUUGCACCUUUGGCCCAGCUCACUCUCAAAAAUUUAUAAACGUUAAUGAAAUAAAAACCAAUUUACCCCAGUCUUGCAGAAGACAAAGCUCAGUAUCUUCAGGUGUAAGAGCCACAGUGCAAGCACACAAAUCUGUUCCAGUGCAGUGACACAACUGUAGGGGACACAAAGCUCCCGAGUCACUGCGCAGCUCUCGAGAGGUGGGCAGCUUUCCCCGAUGGCAGCUCUCAGGCUUUCAGAGACACGGUGGCUCUCUCACUGUGCAGGAGCCACGUGUCAGAUGAAAGGCUGUCUGGCAGUUCCUAAAAGUCUGCCUGCUCUGGAGCUCCACCGCUCUUCACCCCUCCAGCUGCUCUUCUCUCCCUGCCGCGGGUUUCUUCCCUUACAGAGGAAGCGCUCACCGGCCACAAACACUUCAGGUACAACUGGAGACACACAGCAAGUUGGCAUCAGAGGCUGCAGAUGCGACUGAUGCAUCUCCUCCAUCGUGGGAACUGGUGGUGGCUUCUUGAGUUCUAGUUCUUCUAUUUCAAUUGUAGGCUUCACUCACACACGGUGUAAAAAAAAAAACCAACAAAAAACAAAUGCACAAAAGCUCCAAGUUUAAUGAUGCGCUUAAAGAUGCCCCUAAAGGUGGGAUUUUCCUUUCUUCUUCCCAGCAGGACCCGGUACGGCCUGUCCUGGUGACCGGUCACCCCAAUCAUCAGAAAACUACUGACCUCCGAGUCCUCCCUUAAGCUUCUCCUAUCUGUCAGGAAACAUAGCUGAUAUAUCUGAACAUCUCCAGCCUCCUCCAAAUCCCCGCUUCUCUGCUGCUUGCAGGAUGGAAUCCACCUUUUCGCUCUUUUCCAACAUCUAUAUACUUUAAAAGAGGCAUUUAAAAAAUAAACGAUGCAUGACCAUACUGAGAGCUAACCUAGAUCCUGCCGGUAAAGCACAGUCAUCUUUCCCAGAGGCGACGGAACCCACGUCCCAGAUCAAGCAGUUUGUCUCUGUCCCUCCCCUUCCAAUAGAGCGGAAGCAAUAGGAAGGCAGAAGCGUUCUUCCCCAGCUGCUUGACCAGGAAGAUUGGUCUCAACCCGUUCCGUCCUCUUUCUUCCCCCGGAGGGGAUCCCUGCAGGCCAGGGCCGAGGAUGGCAGGUGCAGCAGUGCCCAGGAACCGGCGGCCCUGAGGCAGAGCUGCCCUUGGCUCCCACAGGCAGCGACUUCCCUAAGCCAGACAGAAACCCCUGAGUGAAGCGGUGCUGGGAAAGCCCGGAGCUGAAGCGAGCUGAGGACUGGAUUCCCUCCCACUCUGAGGGUCUACCGAGAUGUACGCAUGCCCAGGAGGAGGAGGCGUGCAGCACGCUGCCCUGCUCAGCACCCCUCCUCACCCUGCUCACAGGACCCAGCAGGACACCAGGAUGACUGUGGUUUAUUGUCAUGGCUGUUACAAUGCCACGGUUGCAACUUAACUGUGUUUUUUAAUCCUAAAGAGAUAUAUAAAUGUAUGUAAAAAAAUAUUUAUUCCUCUGUAACUGAGUGUAAAUGACCCUCAAGAGGACGAAAACUCCUCUGUCUCCUAUAUAGAAAUCAAAUUGUAUAUUUUCUUAUGUACAUCUUCUGUAUAAAGCUCUCGCUGCAAAGAUGAA